UGUACCUAAAUGUUUCUUUUUUUUAAUAGGGAAUAUACUAAAAAUAUUAAAGUUUUAGAUUCAGGUAUUGAGAGAUGUGUUGGUAUUAUUGAUAAAUUCUUUGGAAGUGAUGAAAAAACUGCUUAUAUUUUUACAUCUGAUCAUGGUAUGACCAACUGGGGCUCACAUGGCUCUGGAGAGACUGAUGAAACAUACACACCCUUAAUAGCUUGGGGAGCUGGAAUAAGAGGACCUCUUGGUGAAGGAAAAGAUUUUUAUCAUGAUGGCCUUUCAGCAGAAUGGAAACUCUCCCAAGUUAAAAGAGUUGAUGUUAAUCAAGUUGACAUAGCUCCCUUUAUCUCUGCAUUAAUUGGCAUUUCAUUUCCUGUUAACUCUAUG
Messenger RNA from Stegodyphus dumicola, 378 nucleotides. RefSeq names its product GPI ethanolamine phosphate transferase 1-like. Gene Ontology annotation, cellular component: endoplasmic reticulum membrane. The record is from RefSeq and is a predicted model, not a curated record. Gene Ontology annotation, molecular function: mannose-ethanolamine phosphotransferase activity. Lineage: Eukaryota; Metazoa; Arthropoda; Arachnida; Araneae; Eresidae. Gene Ontology annotation, biological process: GPI anchor biosynthetic process.